Molecule: messenger RNA, 2966 nt
Organism: Cynoglossus semilaevis (tongue sole)
Lineage: Eukaryota; Metazoa; Chordata; Actinopteri; Pleuronectiformes; Cynoglossidae
Gene: rad54l
Product: RAD54 like
Exons: 18
Coding region: 517-2739 (740 amino acids)
Biological process (GO): reciprocal meiotic recombination; double-strand break repair via synthesis-dependent strand annealing
Cellular component (GO): nucleus
Molecular function (GO): ATP binding; DNA translocase activity
Source: RefSeq, a predicted model, not a curated record
CUGCCAUCUGCUGUUGAAAGAUGUUUAAGACAAGUAUUUGCAAACCAAAUAUCAAACUGUGACAGUUUAAUAAGGAUUUUAGACGCAUGACGAGCCCUAAAAACGUAUUCUUUUCAUCUAAAUCUUGCAAAUAUAUUUUAGAAUGUAACACAGCAUCACUUCAUCUUUUGCGGUGGUCUCGCGUACUGUUUUACUCGUGUAUGACACUCGUGGCUUGCCGUAGUGUUGUGCAACAUUCCGCGCGAACGUCUAAAUUGUAGUAGAUGUGAUCCCAGGAAUAACUGUUGUUUUACGGUAAAAGCAGCGGCCCGGUGAUAGAUUUAUGUAAAUAAGAACGUCGCUUUUGAUUCAAAACACCGAGGACACGGUGUCUAGUUCAUUAAGACUGGUAAUAUAACAUUUAAAAAGUAAAUGGACACAAACGUUUCCUGUAUGCAGCUAAGGCGGAGACAACAGUAAACAACAGCGGCUCAAUCUCCGCAUUUAGCCCGUGACCAGCUGGACUGAAACGGGAAAAUGAGGAGGAGUCUGGCUCCCAGUCAGGUCGCCAAACGGAAGCAGGGAGGUGAUUCCUGCGAGGAUGAGGAGUGGACAUGUCCAACUGAUAAGAGACGGAAAAGUGACAGCGAGAAGAGAGAGAUCCACGUCUCUCCCUACAGAAAACCUCUGACUCAGCUCAACAACAAGAUAACGUUCACUGACGGAGAAAAACACGAGGCGUUUAUUCGCAGUAUUCUCUCCAAACCCUUCAAAAUCCCCAUUCCAAAUUACACAGGCUCACUGGGGAUCAGAGCACUUGGUCUGAAGAGGGCAGGAGUGAGGAAAGCACUCCACGAUCCCUUCGCAGAAGAUGCUUUGGUUCUGUACGAGCCCCCGACUCUGAGCGCUCACGACCUGAUCAAAGCUGAGAAAGAAAAACUUCCAGUCCAUGUUGUGGUGGAUCCAGUUUUAGGAAAAGUCCUCAGACCUCAUCAGAGAGAGGGAGUGAAGUUCCUCUGGGAGUGUGUGACGGGCAGAAGAAUCUCCGAGUCGUACGGCUGCAUCAUGGCUGAUGAGAUGGGUCUGGGGAAGACCCUGCAGUGCAUCACCCUCAUAUGGACCCUGCUGCGUCAGAGUCCCGACGCAAAGCCAGAGAUAGACAAGGUCAUUGUGGUGUCACCCUCCAGUCUGGUCCGAAACUGGUACAAUGAAGUGGGGAAGUGGCUGGGGGCACGGGUGACACCUGUGGCCAUAGAUGGGGGCUCGAAGGAACACAUUGACAGACAGCUGGUGAACUUCAUUUCCCAGCAUGGUCUCAGAGUUCCCACCCCCAUCCUCAUCAUUUCCUACGAGACCUUCCGACUUCACGCUGGGGUUCUGCACAGGGGCAAAGUUGGACUGGUCAUCUGUGACGAGGGCCACAGACUGAAGAACUCUGACAACCAGACCUACCAGGCCUUAAAUGCCAUGAGUGCCCAGAGGAGGGUGCUGAUUUCAGGGACUCCCAUCCAAAAUGACCUGCUGGAAUAUUUCAGUCUGGUUCACUUUGUCAAUGCGGGAAUUCUGGGUACAGCACAAGAGUUUAAGAAGAGAUUUGAACUUCCCAUCCUGAAGGGUCGGGACGCGGACGCCAGUGACAAAGACCGACAGACGGGGGAGGAAAAACUGAAGGAGCUGAUCAGCAUCGUCAACAGGUGUCUGAUCAGGAGAACGUCUGACAUCCUGUCCAAAUAUCUGCCAGUCAAGAUCGAGCAGGUCGUGUGUUGCAGACUGACUCCUCUGCAGACAGAACUGUACAAACGCUUCCUGAAACAGGCCAAACCUGUGGAGGCGCUACAGGGGGGGAAGAUCAGCGUGUCCUCUCUGUCCUCCAUCACAUCACUGAAGAAACUGUGCAACCACCCAGCCCUCAUCCAUGACAAGUGUGUGCAGGAAGAGGAAGGAUUUGAAGGAGCUUUGGAACUGUUUCCUCCUGGUUACAGCACCAAGUCUGUAGAACCUCAGCUCUCUGGUAAAAUGCUGGUUCUGGACUACAUCCUGGCCAUGACCAGAACAACAUCCAGUGACAAAGUGGUCCUGGUCUCCAACUACACUCAAACACUGGACCUGUUUGAGAAGCUGUGCAGAAAUAGAAGAUACCUGUACGUACGACUGGAUGGAACCAUGUCCAUCAAGAAAAGAGCAAAAAUAGUGGAGAAAUUCAACAGUCCGUCUAAUCCAGAGUUCAUCUUCAUGCUCAGUAGCAAGGCUGGCGGAUGUGGCCUGAAUUUGAUUGGCGCCAAUCGCUUGGUGAUGUUCGAUCCCGACUGGAACCCCGCCAACGAUGAGCAGGCCAUGGCCCGGGUGUGGAGAGACGGCCAGAAAAAGACCUGCUACAUUUACAGACUGCUCUCGACGGGAACCAUCGAGGAGAAGAUCCUGCAGAGACAGGCUCAUAAAAAGGCCCUGAGCAGCUGCGUGGUGGACGAGGAGCAGGAUGUAGAGCGCCACUUCUCUCUGGGGGAACUGCGAGAACUUUUUACGCUCAACGAGGAGACGUCCAGUGACACACAUGACAAGUUCCGCUGUCAGCGCUGUGUGAAUGCCGUCGAGGUCCGGCCACCGCCCGACGACUCUGACUGCACCAGUGACCUGUCUCAGUGGAAUCACUGCUUCAACAAGAGGGGCCUCAGGGACCAGGUGUUAAAGGCCUCGUGGGACGCCGCCGUCUCCUUUGUCUUCCACCAGCGCUCUCAUGAAGACCAGAGAGGCGUUUCAUAGCAGCAGUAGCACAAAGGACUUCCUGUAACAGCCACUGCAAAUAAUGACUGUGUAUUUUUUUUUUGAGAAUGUUGUAUUAUUAAAACAGAAGAAAUAAAGAAAAACUAGGGAUGUGCGAUAUUAACUUUAAGUAACAAACACAAUUUUGCUGGUAAUAUUUAUUUAUCUGUACAAACCACUGUCUAAGUAUGAGAUUAAUUAAAUGAGCUGCAAUGCUGCCAUCUAGU